AGCGGUCCCGGAUGUUAUUAAUGCCUAGCGACGCCCAUAGACCGCAUGCUGAUUUUUCUCUAAGGACAUUUAAAGUAUAAUUGAGGAUCCUUUCAAAUUAAUGACAUAACUCAAUGGAUACUAAACCAGGAGAUGAUCUGCUGGAUCUCAGAGCCUCUGAGCUCGUUAAGAGUGUGUUAGACGGCGCUCAGUGCACGCUGACUCGCUCGCCAAUACCGGACAACAAACAGCUGGAUUUCAAGAUCAGGAACAUCGACUGGGUCGCUUGCAAAGACUUUACAAUCAGUGUAGGAAAAACCCAAAUCGAGGAGUAUAUGUGCACCUGGGAGGUGGAGCCGAGGUGGUUGUUCAGCGUCCAGUUCCUGCAGGAGAAUGAACUGGAGUUUGAGAAACAGUUCCACUACAGGGCGCUGUGGAGCAUGCCGAGCCGCCGCCGCCCUGUACCUCACAGCACAGCGUCGGUCUACUUCACCUGCAGCACCUCCUCUACCAAACCAAGCACGAUGCCUGUGCGAGUCAGGUUUCAGGUAGAAUCCAGCGAGACGGUGCAUACUCCAGGAAAAACCAGAUUCCGAGAAAAAUGGCUGAAGGACGUUAUUGAAAGCAAGGCACUGCUUAUGGAUACCAUCACUUUUUAAAACUGAAGUGUCAACGUGGUUUAAAGAAUUAAAGCCAAGCCUGUGAUUUAAACUGAUACAAAACCAACAUUUUGAUUUUAUUAGAUUGCAUUAAUUGUAUUUUUCAUUAAUUAUAACAUUUAAUGUAACAUUAAACUCUGCAUUGUGCCUGUUAUAAAAAUCUAUUUAAAUAAAUAUAAAUACAUACACUGAUCAGCCAUAUCAUUAAAACCCAAGGCAGGGUACACCCUGGACAGGGUGCAAGUCCAUCGCAGGGCACAAUCACAUACACAUUCACACACCCAAUCAUACACUACGGACACUUUAGACACGCCAAUCAGCCUACCAUGCGUGUCUUUGGACUGGGGGAGGAAACCGGAGUACCCGGAGGAAACCCCCGCAGCACGGGGAGAACAUGCAAACUCCGCACACACAGGGCCACGGCGGGACUCGAUCCCCGGACCCUGGAGGUGUGAGGCGAACGUGCUACCCUGCGUGCGCCCCUAUAAUUUUCCACGUGAAGAAAUUCUCCUAUCAAAAUAUAAAGAAAACAAAAUGGGUUUAUAGGGAUAAAUGCUCUUUUUGUAACUCUGUGCGUGGUAGCAUUGUUCACUUUGAACAGAAUCACCAAGUAGUUUUGUUUACAGUAAACGCUGUAUAGGGUGUAGGUGUAAAAUUGAAGUUAUAAUAAUGAAUUUCUGGUUGCAACAUUCACAUUAUGCAAAUUAUUUGCUUGUAGCUCACACCUCUGAGGUCACACAAGCAAAUAAAAUAGCACUCGAUCCAGCA
Molecule: messenger RNA, 1406 nt
Organism: Ictalurus furcatus (blue catfish)
Lineage: Eukaryota; Metazoa; Chordata; Actinopteri; Siluriformes; Ictaluridae
Gene: akap14
Product: A-kinase anchoring protein 14
Exons: 1
Coding region: 114-638 (174 amino acids)
Cellular component (GO): cAMP-dependent protein kinase complex
Molecular function (GO): protein kinase A regulatory subunit binding
Source: RefSeq, a predicted model, not a curated record